Molecule: messenger RNA, 5523 nt
Organism: Sardina pilchardus (European sardine)
Lineage: Eukaryota; Metazoa; Chordata; Actinopteri; Clupeiformes; Clupeidae
Product: NACHT, LRR and PYD domains-containing protein 12-like
Exons: 14
Coding region: 171-4508 (1445 amino acids)
Biological process (GO): intracellular signal transduction
Molecular function (GO): protein binding
Source: RefSeq, a predicted model, not a curated record
CGAAAGUAAAUCUCAAGGGACCGGUGUUAGGGCGAGGACAUUUUUGGACGUUUUGUGAAGGCCAAGGCUACUUCCUCUGUCAGUGGUUUCCUGAUCUCUAUCAACAUGUCUGCUAUUGUUGGAGCAGAAAUGGAUCCACAGAUCUGAUUGGUCCAUGUAGCUGUUAAAAGAUGGAUUUCCCUCAAGACGGAGAGGAUGCUGUUGGUGGAAAUCAGACAGGCAGAGCAGCACGUGCCGUGUCCAGCCACGUGUCCCUGAAGAAUGAGGAGCCCGUCACUGAUGGGCAUCAGGGGGUCAGCACAGGAAGAGUGCUGUCUUAUCCAAGACCACAGAAACACAGACCAGUGUCUCCAGUGCCCAGCUGUGUGUCCAUGAAGAGUGACCGGUCCAUGGGACAAUAUCCCAAUUUCAGCAAUGGACCACCACCGUCUGAUCCAAAACCACAGACACACAGACCAGUGUCUCCAGUGCCCAGCUGUGUGUCCAUGAAGAGUGACCGGUCCAUGGGACAAUAUCCCAAUUUCAGCAGUGGACCACCACAGUCUGAUCCAAAACCACAGACACACAGACCAGUGUCUCCAGUGCCCAGCUGUGUGUCCAUGAAGAGUGACCGGUCCAUGGGACAAUAUCCCAAUUUCAGCAGUGGACCACCACAGUCUGAUCCAAAGAACAUCCUGACCCAGGAUCAGUCCAUGUGUGGAGUGUGUGAGCAGCUCCUGAGGGACCCGGUCAUCACCAGCUGUGGACACAGUUUCUGCAGGCAGUGCAUCAGCAGCUACUGGAGCCAGUCUGGUGCAUCAGGAGACUACAGCUGCCCCCAGUGCAGAAAGAGACCCAGAACACAACCCAUUACAAACCCUGACACAACCAUGGCACAACCUUACCUGUACCUAUCUACAGCCAUGGCACAGCCCCACCUAUACCCAUCUACAGCCAUGGCACAACCUCACCUCUACCCACCUUCAACCAUGGCACAACCUCACCUAUACCCAUCUACAACCAUGGCACAACCUCACCUAUACCCAUCUACAGCCAUGGCACAACCUCACCUAUACCCACCUACAGCCAUGGCACAACCUCACCUAUACCCACCUACAGCCAUGGCACAACCUUCGUCAUACCAACACAGUGAAAUGGCACUUCAUCUGAACCCAUCUGCAAACAUGGCACAAGGUCCAUACCCACACACAGACACGGGGCAGCGUCCUCAGUACUCAAACUCAACCAUGGGGCAGCUUAAUCAUCCACACAUCCAGCACCCUCUUUAUCCACACAUCCACACGGCACAGAUCUCUCCACAGCCUUCUUUAGAUGAGCACACAGUCAUGGGAGCCAGCACCCAUCUGCAAACUGAGCAUGCUCCAGUCAAAAGGGCCAAACAAACAGAUGAUGUCCUGACCAGAGUACUGAUGACUCAUAAAGCCAGCAUGAAGAGGAGGUUUGAGAGCAUAUGUGAAGGCAUCAUAAGGUCAGGGACUCAAACACUCCUGAACAAGAUCUACACAGAGCUCUACAUCACAGAGGGAGAGAGUGAAGGGGUGAAUAAUGAGCAUGAGGUUUGGCAGGUAGAGUCAGCAUCCAGGCCACAAACCACAGAAGACACAGCAAUCAACUGUAAUGACAUCUUCAAGCCCUUACCUGGACAGGAGAGACACAUCAGAACUGUGAUGACCAAAGGGAUUGCUGGCAUUGGAAAAACAGUCUCAGUGCAGAAGUUCAUCCUUGACUGGGCAGAGGAGAGAGCUAACCAGGAUGUAGAUUUCAUGUUUGUGCUUCCAUUCCGUGAGCUGAAUUUGGUCAAACAUGAUGAGUACAGUCUUCACCAGCUCCUGCUUGACUUCCACCCUGAGCUUAGAGAGCUAAAGAAUGGUGAAUACAAAGACUGCUGCAUUGUGUUCAUCUUUGAUGGUCUGGAUGAGAGUAGACUUCCUCUGAAUUUCCAAGGGAACCAGACAUUGUCUGAUGUAACACAAACAUCAUCAGUUGAUGUGCUGAUGACGAGCCUCAUUCACAGAACACUGCUUCCCUCUGCUCUCCUCUGGAUAACCUCCCGACCAGCAGCAACCAGUCAGAUCCCUUCUCAGUGCGUCAGUCAGGUGACAGAAGUACGAGGGUUUAAUGACCCACAGAAGGAAGAGUACUUCAGGAAGAGGAUCAGUGAUCAGAAUCAAGCCAACAGAGUCAUCUCACACAUUACAGCAACCAGGAGUCUCCACAUCAUGUGCCACAUGCCAGUCUUCUGUUGGAUCUCAGCCACUGUCCUUCAGCAGAUACUGGAACAGGAUGACGGGAAGGAAGCCCCUAAAACACUGACUGAAAUGUUCAUACACUUUCUGCUCAUCCAGACCACCAGGAAGAACCAGAAGUAUCAAGAGGAAAAUGAGACAGAUAGACAGAGGCUCCUGGAUUCACACAAGGGUGUCAUAUUGAAACUGGCAGAGCUGGCUUUCAAGCAUCUGGAGAGCGGCAAUCUCAUGUUCUAUGAGGAAGACCUGAGAAAUUGUGGCAUUGAUGUCAGUGAAGCCUCAGUGUACUCUGGCAUGUGCACUGAGAUCUUCAGGGAGGAAUGUGUGUUUCAACACAAGAAGGUCUACUGCUUUGUCCAUCUCAGCAUCCAAGAGUUUCUUGCUGCACUUCAUUUGUUUGCCUCCUUCUUGAAUAAGAACAUGGAGGUCCUGAAACCAUUUAUUAGCAGGAAGUCUUUGCCAGAUGUGCCUCUCGAUGACCUGCUGAAGAAUGCAGUGAACAAAGCUUUGGAAAGCAAGAAUGGACACCUUGAUUUGUUUGUUCGCUUCCUUCAUGGCAUUUCUCUUGUGUCAAAUCAGAGACUUUUGCUUGGCCUCCUGACACACACACACAGCAGUCCAGAGAGUGUGAAGAAAACAAUCAAGAACCUGAAGAUAAUGCAGAGACCAAAUAUCUCCCCCGAGAGGUGCAUCAAUCUGUUCCACUGCCUGGUGGAAAUGCAUGACUCUUCUGUUCAUGAUGAAAUCCAGGCUUUCCUGAAGGCAGAGAAAGGUGCCGUGAAACAGCUCACACUGGCUCACUGCUCAGCUUUGGCUCAUGUGCUUCUGAUGUCUGAUGAGGUGCUGGAUGAGUUUGAUCUGAACAAAUACAAAACCUCUCCAGAAGGUCGCAGGAGACUGGUUCCAGCGGUGAGAUGCUGCAGAAAGGCUCUACUUGCUGGCUGUAAAUUAACAGAGAAGUCCUGUGAGAUUGUGGCCUCAGCUCUGCAGUCUGCAAACUCCCCCUUAAGAGAACUGGACCUGAGUCAGAAUGACCUGCAGAAGUCAGGAGAAAAACUGGCCUCUGCUCUUCUGAGUCCAAACUGCAAACUGGAGACGCUGAGACUUGCUGGUUGUGAGCUAACAGAGGAAUCCUGUAAGGCUGUAGCCUCUGCUUUGCAGUCCUCCAUCUCCCUAAAGGAACUGGACCUGAGUCACAAUGACCUGAAGGAGUCUGGAGUUCAGCUUCUCUGUACAGGACUCAAUAGCCCUCUCUGUAAACUGACAACAUUAAGGCUCAAUCUGUGCCACCUCUCUAAAGCAAGCUGUGAAAUGAUGGCAUCCGUGCUGCAAAGUACACCUUCCCAUCUGAUAGAACUGGACAUGAGUGACAAUGACCUGCAGGAUGAAGGAGUGAAGCUGCUCUGUGUUGGACUAAGAGAUCCACAAUGCAAGCUGGAGACACUGAGACUGUCUGGUUGUCUCAUCACACAUGAGGGCUGUUCUCUCGUGUCCUCUGCCCUCAAAUCAAACCCCUCCUACCUGAAACAGCUGGACCUGAACUACAAUCACCUAGGAGACUCAGGUGUCAGAGAGCUCACAGACAGACUGAAUGAUCCCGGCUGUAAACUAGAGACGUUGAGGUAUGACCAUGGAGGAGAGUGCAGGAUUAAACCAGGACUGAGAAAAUAUGCCUGUGAGCUCACACUGGACCCAAACACAGCAGACACACAACUCUCUCUCUCUGAGGGGAACAGAAAGGUGAUAUGGGGGAGUCAGCAGCAGUCGUAUCCUGACCACCCAGAGAGAUUUGACAACUGGCCUCAGGUGCUGUGUAGAGAGGGUCUGUCUGGACGCCACCCAGAGAGAUGUGACCGUCUGGGUCAGAGUCCAGUCAGCACGGGUCAGUCUGGACGCUACUACUGGGAGGCUGAGUGGAGUGGGAAUGGCACAGUUUAUAUAGCAGUGGCCUAUAAAAGCAUGGAGAGGAAAGGGGGUGGGGCCAGCAGCGGGUUUGGAUGGAAUGCCAAGUCCUGGAGACUGGAGUGCAAAAGUAACAGUUACUCUGCCCAUCACAAUAAUAAGGAGACUGCCAUACCUGCCCCCUCCUCCCGCUCCAGCAGAGUAGGAGUGUACCUGGACUAUCCAGCAGGCACUCUGUCCUUCUACAGCGUCUCCUCUAACACACUCACCCACCUGCACACGUUCCACUCCACAUUCACUGAGCCCCUCUAUCCUGGGUUUUUGACUAACUCCUCAGUGUCCCUGUGCGAGAUCACAUGAACCCCUAAUCCUGCAGCAGAGGAGAGCCACAUACUCCUGUUUACACACUCCUGUGUGUGUGUGUGUGUGUGUGUGUGUGUGUGUGUGUGUGUGUGUGUGUGUGUGUGUGUGUGUGUGUGUGUGUGUGUGUGUGUGUGUGUGUGUGUGUGUGUGUGUGUGUGUGUGUGUGUGUGUGUGUGUGUGUGUGUGUGUUCCUUUUAUUGCCUCAUCUGUGUUGCAUCAUCCCUCUAGCUUAUUCCCUGAAUGUAGUGCUCCCUCUGUUUCUUGUGUGUGUGUUUAUUAUGUCUUCUCUCUCUCUCUCUCUCUCUCUCUCUCUCUCUCUCUCUCUUGCUCUGUGUGUGUGUGUGUGUGUGUGUGUGUGCGUGCGUGCGUGCGUGCGUGCGUGCGUGCGUGCGUGCGUGCGUGCGUGCGUGCGUGCGUGCGUGCGUGCGUGCGUGCUUCUGUGCUGCAUGUGGCUCCUGUGCGAGAUCACAUGACCUCCUAAUCCUGCAGCAGAGGAGAGCCACACACACACCUGUUUACACACUCCUGUGUGUGUGUGUGUGUGUGUGUGUGUGUGUUCCAUUUUGGGUUGCUUCUGUGCUGCAACAUUUUUUCUCUGUUGUUGCUGGACCCUGCUGCUUACUCCAUUCCUCUCUCUGUGUGUGUGUGUGUGUGUGUGUGUGUGUGUGUGUGUGUGUGUGUGUGUGUGUGUGUGUGUGUGUGUGUGUGUGUGUGUGUGUGUGUGUGUGUGUGUGUGUGUGUGUGUGUGUGUGUGUGUGUGUGUGUGUGUGUGUGUGUGUUUGUUAAUUUCUUGUGUUGAACCUCGUAUAUUGUAUGUGUUCUGAAGAUUACAAGAUGAGCACACAGUGAGAGUGGACAGGUUUUCUCAGGGUUGUGAGUGUUAAUCCACCGUUAUUUUACAUAUAUAUUCUGAUAUGCUUGAGAGUGAGAGGGAGGGAAGGGGAGUCCUUUUAUUUGAAUAAUAAAUGAAAUAUGUAAUUGGUUAAAAUGUUUUUAAUUUGAGGUGUAUAUA